Gregarina niphandrodes is the source of this 1281-nucleotide messenger RNA. RefSeq lists its product as hypothetical. The transcript has 2 exons. Lineage: Eukaryota; Apicomplexa; Conoidasida; Eugregarinorida; Gregarinidae. Bases 1 to 1281 code for a protein of 426 amino acids. Gene Ontology annotation, biological process: rRNA processing. The record is from RefSeq and is a predicted model, not a curated record. Gene Ontology annotation, cellular component: small-subunit processome; Pwp2p-containing subcomplex of 90S preribosome. Gene Ontology annotation, molecular function: protein binding.
AUGCGGCCCGCCAAAACGACGGAGGACGUCUUCGAGUUAUUGGACUCUGUAACUGAAGCCUUGGUCUUCGGGGCUGCAGUGGAGAAGCGGCGAAAGGAAGCUGGUAAGAAGGAAGAGGUAAAGAAGGAAGAGAUUACGGAAGAUGAGAUUACGGAUGAGUCGCCUCGGAAGCGGAGUCGAAAGUCGUCUGACUGGUUGGAGCGUUUGCGAAGGAAAGGUAGCGAGACGCCGUCGAAUGUGAAUGGAAGCGAUUACAGAGCUCAGAAGGUGCUGAGCAACGAGAUUCAUAUAGUGCGGGAUGCGGCUCGGGUUGUGCGUCCGGGCUAUUUGCGAGUGCGGAAUUACGGGUUACUGACUGGAGCCCGUACGAGUCACAGAGGUGCAGUGACGGCUCUGGGAUUUCGGCCAAGGGACGCAACUUCGGACCUUGCUUGGAGUGUGAGUGUCGAUAAGAAAAUGCUCAUAUACUCAGUGGCGGAAACAAAGAAGGAAGUAUUGGGGGCCGUGAUGGUGGAGGAUGCGCGGAUAGAGCAUGCCACAUUGUCUUCUGACAAGGAACGGGUUUUAUGUUUGUCUGAUAGGGCUAACAUUUUCUCCAUCCACUUGGAGACUCGCCAACUGAUGAAGCUCCCCUAUAUAGGACGGCGAGGAGACCAAAACUAUUUCCGAUCUAUCCUAUGCCACAAUGGUAUUGCCUGUGUCUUGGAUGAUAGGGGUUGUAUUUAUCAAAUCGAUGAGAGAACAAAUCAAGUCGUUCGAAAAUACAAUUCCGGUAGCGACACUACUGCAAUGGCCUUUCUGCCCAACGGCGUCCUCCUAAGCGGAGACGCUGCUGGCGAUAUAUAUCAGUGGGAUACGAGCGCCAAAGGACGCUGCAUAAGCCGCACGCAGCUCAGCGGCUCUCUCGGCAUUUCGUCGCUCGUCAUCAACUCAAACAAGCUUAUUGUCGGCGACGCAGGCGGGGUCGUCACGCAACACAAGCUCGACGCACCGUACACACUCUUGAAGACCUACAGCAACUUGACAGGGGUCGCUAAUACCCUGUUCUCUCACCCGAAACAUAAUUUGGUUGUUGCCGCAAACAAUGACAAAAACGACAAUGUUAGACUGUUGAAUGUUGAAGAAGGUUAUGUCUUCCAAAAUUGGCCAGGCGAUAAACUGGACUGUGGCAAGAUAACAUGUGGUGCGUUUAGUGAGUCAAACGGCUGGGUAGGGCUGGGUAAUUCACAGGGAGUGGUCAAGUUGUGGCACUUUCCUGACUACACGUACAGCUUUUUUUGA